Messenger RNA from Aspergillus caelatus, 460 nucleotides. RefSeq lists its product as uncharacterized. The record is from RefSeq and is a predicted model, not a curated record. The coding region runs from base 174 to 341 and encodes 55 amino acids. Lineage: Eukaryota; Fungi; Ascomycota; Eurotiomycetes; Eurotiales; Aspergillaceae. The transcript has a single exon.
GGGGAUGGGAAUAUGGGUACGCCUAGUAUGGGAGGGAGUAUGAAUAUGAAUCAUGGGGGGACCCCGCUGGUGGAGUUGAAUACUACUACUGCUAGUACUCAGAGACCGGUGGAGUUGGAUUCGGGGAAGGUGCAGAGGUGAUGAGAUAGUAGGGUUAUGGAUGGGUGUUUUUUAUGUGUGAUGUGAUUGUGUUAUACGUUCGAUACCUAGUUGCUUAUCUGUUUUUUUUUUUAUGUACUUUACUUUACUUAUCUAAUGUUGGGCUGCAAUGGAUGAUGUCAGAUGCAUCGUGUUUUCUCUUGUCAUACUCCGAGUCUUGCCCUGAUGGGGACUUGGAAUGAUUGGGCUUAUGGCUGUGGAGCAUGGAUUACGAGUGGCUUGCUCGGAUCUGUUAAUACGAGAUGCUGACUUGGUCUUGCGAACCUAAUAAUCGGAUUAUUAAUGAAUGAUAUUUAUCGUG